Peromyscus maniculatus bairdii (prairie deer mouse) is the source of this 938-nucleotide messenger RNA. NCBI's taxonomy places the organism in Eukaryota, Metazoa, Chordata, Mammalia, Rodentia, Cricetidae. The record is from RefSeq and is a predicted model, not a curated record.
AUGUACCAAGCUAUGAGUUUUCUUUUCCUCAUCUUUGCCCUGGUUGGGAUGGCAGGAAAUGCCAUGGUGCUGUGGCUUCUGGGCUUCCACAUGCAUAGGAAUGCCUUCUCUGUCUACAUUCUCAACCUGGCUGUGGCUGACUUUCUCUUCCUCUGCUUUCAGUUAGUAUAUCAUCUUCUUUUUAUCAUUUACAUCUUCUACUCCAUUUCCAUUCACAUCCCUUUGCUUUUCCCUGUUGUGUCAACAUUUGCUUAUCUUUCUGGCCUGAGCAUUCUCAGUGCCAUUAGCAUUGAACGAUGCCUGUCUGUCAUGUGGCCCAUCUGGUAUCGCUGCCGACGCCCAAGGCACACAUCAGCUGUCACAUGUACCCUCCUUUGGGCCUUGUCCCUGCUGUUGAGUCUCCUGAAUGGGAUGGCAUAUGACUUAUGGUUUAAUUAUUUUGAGUUUUUUUGGUGUCAAGUAUUUGAUUUCAUCAUGGCUGUAUGGGCAGUUACUUUAUUUGUGGUUCUUUGUGGGUCCAGCCUCACUCUGCUGGUGAGGAUCUUUUGUGGCUCACAGAGGAUUCCUGUAACCAGGCUUUAUGUAAUCACUAUACUCACAGUGGUGUUCUUCCUGAUCUUUGGUCUUCCUAUGGGGAUCUACUGGUUCCUCUAUGAAUGGAUUUGGGUUUAUUAUGAGAAAAAUUGUAAUUUUUAUCAGGUGACAGUACUCCUGUCCUGUGUUAACAGCUGUGCCAACCCCAUCAUUUACUUCUUUGUUGGCUCCAUCAGGCACCACAGGUUCCAGUGGAAUACUCUCAAGCUGUUUCUGCAGAGAGCCUUGCAGGACGCUCCUGAGGAAGAGGAAGGUGGAGAGAGGGGUUCCUCAGGAGAGACCAGAGAACUGGGAACACUCUAGUGCAGUGACUGGGAGAUGCCCUCGUCAAAGAGAAUUGGUGU